Messenger RNA from Tripterygium wilfordii, 1777 nucleotides. RefSeq names its product HVA22-like protein h. Gene Ontology annotation, molecular function: nucleic acid binding; zinc ion binding. The record is from RefSeq and is a predicted model, not a curated record. NCBI's taxonomy places the organism in Eukaryota, Viridiplantae, Streptophyta, Magnoliopsida, Celastrales, Celastraceae. The coding region runs from base 185 to 1450 and encodes 421 amino acids. The transcript is spliced from 8 exons.
CGAGGAAUGGAAUAAAAACACUGCUUCACCUUUACCUUCCCAAAGGAAGUUGCUUUCGAGUUUCUUUACUUAUUAUUUGUCGCUUCACCUUAUUCUUUCUUUCUAUGCGGCUUCUUCCUACUUAAAAAAAGACCAGAUGAGUUGAUUAUGAUCAAGAGCACACAUUAGAGUUGGUUAAUUCAGUAUGGGCUUUGUGGGUAUCUUCAACUUGGCCAUAAGAUGCUUUGAUCUUCUUGCAUGGCCUCUUCUCGCUUUGGGAUAUCCCUUGCGUGCUUCCAUUAUGGCUAUUGAGACCAAAUCAGACUUGGAGACGAGGAAGUUGGUCACCUAUUGGAUUAUGUUUUCUUUGUUAUCCAUUUUUGAGCAUGCUUUUGUCAAGCUACUUGAAUGGAUACCAUUAUGGCUUUACAUUAAGCUAAUGAUUGUCUGCUGGCUGGUGAUACCUCACUUUGAUGGUUCUUAUUAUGUCUAUAUGCACGUUGUUCGUCCAUGCCUCUCUAUGGAGAUGCAGACUGUCAUCAAGCAGUUGAAGAAGCUGAAGGAAAUCUCUUUUGAAAGAAAGGAUUUCUCCGAAAGGAGAGACAAGUUUAUAGAUGAGAUGGAGAAAUUUGUAAAAGAAAACGGACCUGACGCCCUAGAGAACCUUAUUGCUAGCAAGUCAAAGUUCAAAGAAGAUGUUACGCAGAAAGAUAUUAAAUCUGUAGAAGCAACAGAACAUAAAAAAGCUGAUGUAGCCAAGCCGUCAAAGUUCAAAGAAGAUGUUACGCAGAAAGAUGUUAAAUCUGUAGAAGCAACAGAAGAUAAAAAAGUUGAUGUAGCCAAGCCGUCAAAGUUCAAAGAAGUUGUUCUGCAGAAAGAUAUUAAAUCUCUAGAAGCAACAGAAGAUAAAAAAGCUGAUGUAGCCAACCCGGCUUUUCAAACAAAGGUUAAAUCUGCUGAAGCAGACAACAUCAGUACACAUGCAUCAGUGGAAAUCAAAGAAGUGCCAUUUGCAACAUCAAUGGGGGUUGAGGUACCGGAUGGUCCGGAUCCAGAAAACGUUCAAAAGGAGUGGACUUGUGCAGUAUGUCAGGUGACAACCAAGAGUGAACAUACCCUUAAUUUACACCUUCAAGGGAGGCGACACAAGGCUGCAUUUGAGAAGUUAAAGAACCAGAACUCGAAAAUGAAGGUUCCUCCUGCACCGGUGGAAAAAAAAUCUAGCGUGCCCAAAGUCAAACCAGAGAAGAAUGUAGCUAGCAGUACAAAGCAUAAGAUGCAAAUGAAGCCAAAUAAUGUGAAGCUUGAUGGUGUUUCGACUAGAUCACCUGAAUUAUGGUGCUUUAUCUGCAAUAUAGAAUGCAGUUGCAUGAAAAAUAUGCAUUCUCACUUCAAAGGGAAGCAGCACUUGUCCCGGAUUUCAGAGCUUAAUAAGUUGCAGGUGGCGGACAUUCCUGAAAUGCAAAGGUGAGAAUCUUUGGAAACAGGAAUGUUAAGAUGGUUAAGAACAUUUUAAGUUUCUACAGGUUCGGUCAUUGAGCAAUCUGUUAUUGGUUUCCAUGGUGUUUUAAUAUUAUGGGAGUAACAUAAUUGAGUUGAUGAGGCUGUAAAUGUGGAGUAGUGAUCAUCAUAUUUGAUCAUUAUUAAGUAGUAUCAACUGUGGUCUUAACUUCUAGCGUGGAAAUGAUGUUAAAUGAUGUAAGAGGAUCCUUUUGUCUGAAUAACUUGGGCUGAUUGGUUCUGUAUAAAACUUUAUGGAAGGGGAGUACAUGAUUCCUUUGAUGCUUUUAUUAUUGCU